Messenger RNA from Struthio camelus australis, 1451 nucleotides. The record is from RefSeq and is a predicted model, not a curated record. NCBI's taxonomy places the organism in Eukaryota, Metazoa, Chordata, Aves, Struthioniformes, Struthionidae.
UCUCUGUGUAUUUGAGCAAGAGUUAUGGGAUUGUUUGACAAACUGGCAGGAUGGCUUGGGCUGAAGAAAAAGGAGGUUCAUGUUUUGUGCCUUGGUUUGGACAACAGUGGCAAAACAACGAUCAUAAAUAAACUUAAACCUUCAAAUGCUCAAACUCAGGACAUAGUUCCAACAAUAGGAUUCAAUAUAGAGAAAUUCAAGACAUCCAGUUUGUCUUUCACAGUUUUUGAUAUGUCAGGCCAAGGCAGAUACAGAAACCUCUGGGAACAUUACUACAAAGAAGGCCAAGCCAUUAUUUUUGUCAUUGAUAGCAGUGACAAAUUAAGAAUGGUUGUGGCCAAAGAAGAACUUGACACCCUUCUGAAUCAUCCAGAUAUUAAGCACCGUCGACUGCCUAUUCUGUUCUUUGCUAACAAGAUGGACCUCAGGGAUGCAAUAUCGUCUGUGAAAGUAUCUCAGUUAUUGUCAUUAGAAAACAUCAAAGACAAACCCUGGCAUAUCUGUGCCAGUGAUGCCCUCAAAGGGGAAGGAUUACAAGAGGGCGUGGAUUGGCUCCAAGAUCAAAUCACACAAUCAGAUCCAAGCAAUGAAGACAUGAGAGGUCAAUAAAAGGUGUAUGCCGUUGUCUUAUAAACUUUGUCAGUAGAUGUACAGGCCUCUUGGAAAGGAAGAAAGAUUUAAAGAAAACAAGCAAUUCAGCUAAAUAUUCUGUAUUCUUUUGUUUCCUUUUAGUAUCUCUUAAGGAAAACUGAACUUUUUAGAAAACAUAGCAGCUCAGGUAUGCACAUCCAUGAAUUAAAUUGAAUCUUGUGACUGGAGAGCAUAUUUUAAAAAAACAAACAAAAAUACCCUCUCACUUUGUGUUAACAGUAAGCAUCUGCAAUCAUUCGAGUUUUAGGUGAUGAUUAUGUCCUCUAGAUAUCCAGAAAUGUUCCUUUGUUUUUUUGAUACACACUUUGAGAAAACAGGAAUAUUAAUUUUCCAGAGGAUGAACAAUAGCACUUCCAGAAAUAAGCCUGCAUGAGGUGCCUAAAAAUGGGGACUUAUAAUCAGCAGGUAUUUCUGGAAUUUUUUACCGUAUACUUCGAUGCUGGGUUUUUCAGUAACAGUCUAAUAUAGGGCACUAGAAGAAUAUUUUGAUUGAAGAUAUAAUGAUUCAAAUAUGAAAUGUAGUUGUUAUAAAUGAUUGCAGAUGUUUUUAAGGACCUGCUUAUAAUGAAAUGUUUUGAAUUGUGUUUGUGAUCUGCCACGGUUAUAUUUGCAUUCCUAUCAAUAAAACCUUAAGUUUAAAAAAAAAAAAAAAGUCAGGUUGUAUCUUUAAAUAUGCUUGGUGAAGGUCUUGAUAUCGUAGAGAUUUUUGCGUUUCAGUUAGUUUCACUUGGAAUUUAUUUGGCCAUCUUCCAGUGGAAAAAGCAUUGUAUACUGUAAUAAAACCAAAUCUCUUGUCUCAA